AUGCCUCCAAAGAAACGAUCCAACAAGUCUGCUGCUGCUGCUCAUCCAAGAAAAAAAGCCAAGGUUGGCGCAAUAUUCAGCGGCAUCUCAAGAGCUGGACCUGGAGAUGUUGACAUUGGUAGUAUGGCGCCGGAUGUGGCUGGCGGUCCCUCUGUAUCCUUCAAAGUGGCCAGCAUUUUCUCAGACGAUCAUAAUGUUGCAAAUGACUCUGGCGACAUCAUCACAGAGUCUGUCACAAAUCUAUCUGAAACCGUCGCACCAAUUCCUUCCCCCAUCCCAGCUGUGCAACUCGGCACCUUCUGUCACUACUGUUGUGACCAAGUAUCCCCUGCUCAACAACACGAUUGCGUGGAGUGCGGCGCCGUCGUGUGCGAGCAAUAUCUUGCCCGAAGCAGCGGGUGCAUAUUUCUGAAGACUAUUGAGGUCGGAAAAUCCGAGUUCCUCUGUCCCCAAUGCGCCAGGACAGGAGAUGAGAGGAACUCGCCCUUAAGAUAUGCUUUCAUCGGAUUUGGUAGGCGGAAGAAGGUGAAGAUGAUGUGGCCCAUGGCCAUUGUCAAUCUCAACCUAGAGUCUAUGAAGGACGACUAUCUUGCGAAAACAGUUGUGCUGGAUGUCGAAAAUCACUUCAGAUCGUUCAAACAAAACUUGUUCACAUCUACCUUACACAUGCGUGGUGGCGCCCACGUGUCUGAGUCCAGGAAGCUUGCACCUGGGGUAGAGUUCUUCAGGGGGAACAUUGCAGCUGGUUUCCCGCCCAACACCUUCAUCAUCGUCGACACCCAUUCCGACGAAUACACGGGCAUGUUGCAGCACACCGGUGGACAUUCUGGUGGCACCAACACCACCAUCACCGAAAUCCUGACUGCCUACCUUGGGGCGGACUUCUUGGAAAUGAUGAAGAAGUCUUCUGAUGCUGCCAGGAGCGACACCACUGAGAUCAAGACUCUGAGGGGCAAUACGCCUUGGUGCAAACUCACUCCCAGUGCUAGAGGUGGAUGGAGAGGACUGUUUAUGGUGAGCUGCGGCCCUGCUAUCAGGGUGAGCCACCACUUCUUCGCUGUGAAGGAAUUGGUCCAGAAGAACGUCGUCGACUUCGUUCUGGCGUUCGGAGGAUCCGGCACCUUGCCAUCAAUGAUAGCCAGCAUCGUCCGUACAUUCAUUUCAGAUAUCGGCGUCUUUGGUAAGACCGACAUUUGGUCAGCCGUUUGUGACAUGUUGGCCUCGUCCAACGACUUUUUGGACUACACUACCGCAGUAGUCGUGUUCGCCAGCACAAUCGAUGGCAGGCGCAUUGUGGAAUGCCGUCAAAUUGGCAAGGACAUUGCAGGUCUUCGUGCGUUUGGAUACGAGUUUAAAUCCUGUCCGACUCCAGGGUGUCAGCCUACUCCGGCGGACAUGCGUGUAUUCAAUAAUGGCCCGAAGGUUUCGCUUCGAUGCUUGAAAUGCACCUGGAGGUCCACAGGUGUUAGGAAUGACGAAGAAAACCAGCACUUCAAGAAGGUCAACAAGGUGGUCGCACCUCAGCUCUUCUGGCAUCAUUUCCCUGCCUCUUACGGCCUGCAAAACUUUUUCGUGGAGCUCACCGACAGCGCCAACAAAGCAAAGGCUAAGAGUGCUGAGAGGGGGAUGAAGAGCAAACGUCAGUUGCAGGCUGACAUGCUGGAAGACGCAAAUAUGCUUGAGGUCAACAAGCAUUAUGGCUCCAUGGUGAUUGAUGGCUGA
Suillus clintonianus is the source of this 1722-nucleotide messenger RNA. RefSeq lists its product as uncharacterized. The record is from RefSeq and is a predicted model, not a curated record. The transcript has 3 exons. NCBI's taxonomy places the organism in Eukaryota, Fungi, Basidiomycota, Agaricomycetes, Boletales, Suillaceae. Bases 1 to 1722 code for a protein of 573 amino acids.